This is a messenger RNA of Danio aesculapii, 1980 nucleotides long. Its product is annotated as trypsin. The record is from RefSeq and is a predicted model, not a curated record. Gene Ontology annotation, molecular function: serine-type endopeptidase activity. Bases 106 to 858 code for a protein of 250 amino acids. The transcript is spliced from 6 exons. Gene Ontology annotation, biological process: proteolysis. NCBI's taxonomy places the organism in Eukaryota, Metazoa, Chordata, Actinopteri, Cypriniformes, Danionidae.
ACAUGGAUAUGGUGUCAAUAUAAAAGCUCGACAGGAAGAACAGACAUCAACAGUUGGAGGUCAUUCAAGGCUCGGGAGGCGAGGAAUCAUUACUGCGCUGCAGGAAUGGCUCAGUUAUUGUGGGUAUUUCUUUUGCUCGCUGUAACAGUCAGAGAUGCAUUCUCACAAAGGAUUAUUGGGGGUCAGGAGGUCGUACCGUACUCCAUCAAAUACCAGGUGUCACUUCAGGUGGACAGAAAGCAUUUUUGUGGAGGAACACUGAUUCAGCCGCAGUGGGUGUUGACUGCUGCCCACUGCUGGAGACCGGCCAGUGUGAUUCAGGUGGUGCUGAGUGAGCACAAUCUCGCUGUAGAAGAGGGAUUUGAGCAAGUUUGUACUGUGGCCAAAGUGUUCAGUCAUGUUGCCUACAAUCCAAAAACAUUCAACAAUGACAUCAUGAUUAUUAAGCUCACUGCUCCAGCACAGUUGAACGCUUAUGUUCAGCCGGCGCUGCUGCCCACCGCAGACACACCAGAGCUGGCCGGAGGAAGCAGCUGCACUGUGAGCGGAUGGGGAGUGACGCGACUGUACAACUUCUAUUUGUCACCGAUUCUGCGCGCUGUGGAUGUGGAAAUCUUCAGCAACUGCCAAUUAUACUACUACUACAGAGUCAACGACAACAUGAUCUGUGCUGGCUCUCGUUUCGGUGGAAAAGAUUCAUGCCAGGGAGAUUCUGGUGGCCCUCUUAUUUGUGAUGGCUAUCUAGAAGGCAUUGUGUCGUGGGGAAUCGGCUGUGCUCUUCCGUACUAUCCUGGCGUCUACACAAAAGUGAGAAACUACAACCGCUGGAUCGACUGGAUCAUCAGCACUGAAAGCUGAAAAACAGGUUCAACUGAAUGAAGGAUUCCUUUUUUUUUUUUUUUUUUUUUUUUGCUGAAUCCAUCUUUCAAAUCAAGUUUGUUUCUUUUAAAAUAGAUCCUACUUCAUGAACUGAUCCAGUCGCACGAUUGCAUUCAAAGUCCAAACUUUCAAGAAUGAAAUAAAUUUUUAUUUGUGUUUAAUAUGAUCAAGCACAUUUUUAUAAUUUUUUUUUGCUGUUGUUGUUGCUGAUUUAAAAUCUGAUGACUGGAUAUGUUUCCCAUUUCUCAUUUGAUCUGAAUUACCCAUGUAGCAAAGAAUUCUGGCCCAGAUUUGGCAUGAAGCUGGCACAGCAGGCAUUCAUCCGGCACUGGCAUACAGCAUGUAGGUUUGGCAGAGAUGGCACCGUCUUUGAGGCGGCACACAAGGCAUGGACCAGAAGUCAAAUGUAGCAUUUGGCCCGGAUGUUAAAAAACUGAUAUGUGGGCCAUGUAAGUGUGGGCUAUCUUGAUCCACGUUUAAAAUACAUUUGAUUAUUUUUAAGUCAAUUUUACCAAUCAGGUCGCUUUCAUGAAUUAACUUGGCUGAGACUUGGCCCAGAUAUGGUCUAUGUUUAGCCCUUGUCUGAAAGCCAGACUUGGUCCAGUCAUGUACCGCAUCUGGGACAACCAAAAGCUGAUUUUGUGGGCCAGAGCUGGAACAGAGAAAUAUUGCUAUGUGGGAAGGCUUUUUGCAUGAAUACUUGAAUGCUUGAAACUAUUACAUAGAGCGUUAUUACAUGUGAAUUACAUGUGAAUUUUUUCUACACAACUAGUACAAUUUUAAACUCAUGAAGUCAAUAGCCAAUAGCUUUAAGGGAAUGUCAAUAGCUGUCACUGCAAUUUAUGCAAUUGUCACAGUUUUGUUUCUUAUAAAUACAUCAAGUUUACAACAAGCUCCUACUUGUGUCUUUAUUGCAGUCCUUUGAACUCUGGACUGAGUAAACAGGACAAUCAUCCAUCUGUGCAUUACUGCACUUAAACAUUUUCUAGUAGAGAAUAAAUCUUUAAACCACAUGUAGGUAUGUUUUUAUCAAUGAUUGUCAGAACAAUGCAAUGCACAAUCCUGUUUGUGGAAGUAAAGGUGAAAGUUUGCUGUUAAGUU